This is a messenger RNA of Passer domesticus (house sparrow), 2554 nucleotides long. It is a transcript of the gene SAXO1, whose product is annotated as stabilizer of axonemal microtubules 1. Lineage: Eukaryota; Metazoa; Chordata; Aves; Passeriformes; Passeridae. Gene Ontology annotation, molecular function: microtubule binding. The record is from RefSeq and is a predicted model, not a curated record.
GGAAAUAUAAAUUAGAUAUUAGGAAUUUUUUUUUUUUACAGAAAGAGUGAUAAAAUACUGGAAUGGUCUGCCUGGGGAGGUGGUGGACUCACCAUCCCUGGAUGUGUUUAGAAAAGGUUGGAUGUGGCACUUGGUGCCAUGGUUUAGUUGAGGUAUUAGGGCAUGGGUUGGACUUGAUGAUCUUCAAGGUCUCUUCCAACCUUCUGAUUCUGUUAUUCUGUGAUGUGCAACCUCCUCUGGUGAAACAUUAUGUCCAUAAAAUUCAGAAAUACAAGGUCAAUUAUAUUGCAUUUGAUGACCUCACUACACACAAAUUUUCUUACCUGGGGUGAGCUGGUCAGCCAACCAAGCUUCCAAAACCAUACCAGAUAAAGCCAGUCCCUGUCCCUUUCUCCACUGCAACUGAAUUUCAGGAAAAACACAAAGUUUGACUACAGCCUUCUGUAUUCAGAAAACCUGUUGUAUAUCUUUCUUCUCUGGAGAAAAUGGACCUUCACACCACUACUUGGACACAUUGGAAGCACCCAAAUGAAAAGCCAGCCAAUAUGUGUCAACCUUUGGCCUAGUUUAAUAAAAUUACUGAGCCAUUUAAUAACUCUUCUAUAGUGAAGGAAGACUAUAAGCCUUGGCUAUGAAAUAGACUAAAACCUAUCACUCAUGCUCCGACUUUCCCAGCAAAACCAAUAGAUUUCUAGGCUACGUUUUGGACCCAUCAUGGGCCUCAUCUCACAGGUAUGUAAACCUAUAAACCUGUCUGGUCAGGCCCAAAGCAUCACACUCUCCUAGUUGCUAAAACAACCUACACUGCCAGUUACACACCAAAUGGCUUUGUUAGGUGCCUGGCCCCUUACAAAGACCUAGCUCAGUUACAUCUUUGAGAACUGGUGCUGACAGCUUGAUUUUGUUUGGUACGUUCUUUAAAACCAGUUGCUAGUUUCAUAUUUGGAGAACUCUUAAAAUAAACUUAAUUCCCUGGCACUGACUUUUUCUGGUUAAUUUAUACAAGAGAAGAACAUAAAAUCCAGGGAAAUUUUUGUGUCUCUGUAUUUUUAUUUUUUUUUUUAGUUUUCCCACCUAACUCUUGCUUAUUAAUUGAGAGAUGUCCUCCUCCUAAGGCAGUAGCAGAAAGAUCUCUUAGUAAUAAACUUUAUUAUUGAUGUAAAGGGGGUUCAGCUAUGUCCAUAAAAACAGAGGUAAAACAGGUGAAUUGCAUGAUAUGAAGUCACACGUAAAAGUCAUUGCUGGAUAAAGUCUGAGAUCUGGCCUUUUUCUGUAUUCCCAUCAAAGACACAAACAAGAGGUACAAUUACUGUAUAAAUAUUAUUGAAUAUUGCACCUUCAUGAAUUGUGUCACUGUGCUGUCCUGAACUAGGCUAUCAGAUGGGAGGUUUUUGUGCCAAAGUUGCCACCCUAGGCUGACACCUCAUAAGAGAACUUUUUCAGUAAAACCUCUUCCCUUCAAGGUCUUGAUGGGCACCAGAAACAUCAAAGAGUUGAAAUUGUCAUAUAUUGCUACAACUCAGCCAGCAGCUAGAGUUGCAUUAUGUUUUGAGUAAGGCCAUUAUUAAGCUUCUGACCCUAACUGUUCAUUUCUUUGUCUAAAGUGCUUCUGUAGGCUUACAGUGUGUUCUAUUAGUACUAUGAAACUUCCUGACUUCUUAAGCACAUUCUACUUUCCUAAAUCCUCCUCUCCCUUACUCCUGGAAGCUCUGGCUGUUUCCCAAGUAUUUAGCUCAAGUGCUAGCUAAAGUUGCUGCAUGGUUGAUGAUUCUUGUGGGUCCCUUCCAACUCAGGGUAUUCUAUGUAUAUAUGAUUCUAUGAUCCUGUGAAAGGCUUCUGUUUGACCAUCAAAGCAGCAUUGAAAAAGGAAGAUAAUUUUCUGUGCAAAGGUAUUUUAAAACUUUGGAAAAGCUUUGAAACCUGUUGGGAUAGAAAUUCUUCCUAAGUGCUGGCAAGUUAAAGCUAAACACAUUCCAUCUGAAAACAGGAAUGCUUAACCCUGAGGAUGGGAAGCCACUGGAACAAUACCUUAGGGGCACAGUGGUUCUGCUUCACUUGGAGAACUUGAAUCAGGCCUAGAGGCCUUUUCUAAACAUAUGUCUUAGUUCAAUGAAAAAUUAUGUUCCUUACAACAGGAAAAACUAGGCAAAUCUCUACAGAUUGUGCUGUACGAAUGGGCCAAACUAUGCAGACAUUGAUGACUUCACACAGCCUUCAGAAAUGCAGUAAUAUGUAACAUAUUCACUCACCUGUGGUGAGGUAUUGACCUAGAGUAAGUUUGGCCAUUUUUUUUCAGCUCCUCCUCUUUUACCAACCUCUUCAUUUCUUUAAUAUUGAAUUUCUACAAGAAAAUACUUUUUCUUCCCCAUCUCUUUUACAUCAGUUGUUUUUCUGAUUUUAUUUACCAACCUGUAAUGCUGCUAAUUCUGAAAUAGAAUUUAUAUGAAAAAAACAUCUGAGGUUUGUGACUGCAGAAAAGAUUGUGCUUUUAUGCAUAAGAGCUCUCCAACUGUUCUUUCAGCUCUGAUAUGUGACUGGCAGAGAACACAGAGCA